AUGUCAGAAAAAGGAAAUGAACAACACACAAAAACACGGAAAGGAAAGUGUCAUUCUUCUGUGAACAAUACAUUGGACGAAAGCAAAAUGCAUGUAGAAAACAUGUCAGAAAAAGGAAAUGAUAAAGAAACAAAAACACGGAAAGAAAAGGGCCAUUCUUCUGUGAACAAUACAUUGGACGAAAGCAAAAUUCAUGUAGAAAACAUGUCAGAAAAAGGAAAUGAUCAACACACAAAAACACGAAAAGAAAAGUGUCAUUCUUCUGUGAACAAUACAUUUGACGAAAGCAAAAUGCAUGUAGAAAACAUGUCAGAAAAAGGAAAUGAUCAACACACAAAAACACGGAAAGAAAAGUGUCAUUCUUCUGUGAACAAUACAUUUGACGAAAGCAAAAUGCAUGUAGAAAACAUGUCAGAAAAAGGAAAUGAUCAACAAACAAAAACACGAAAAGAAAAGUGUCAUUCUUUUGUGAACAAUACAUUGGACGAAAGCAAAAUGCAUGUAGAAAACAUGUCAGAAAAAGGAAAUGAUCAACACACAAAAACACGGAAAGAAAAGUGUCAUUCUUCUGUGAACAAUACAUUUGACGAAAGCAAAAUGCAUGUAGAAAACAUGUCAGAAAAAGGAAAUGAUCAACAAACAAAAACACGAAAAGAAAAGUGUCAUUCUUUUGUGAACAAUACAUUGGACGAAAGCAAAAUGCAUGUAGAAAACAUGUCAGAAAAAGGAAAUGAUCAACACACAAAAACACGGAAAGAAAAGUGCCAUUCUUCUGUGAACAAUACAUUUGACGAAAGCAAAAUGCAUGUAGAAAACAUGUCAGAAAAAGGAAAUGAUCAACAAACAAAAACACGAAAAGAAAAGUGUCAUUCUUUUGUGAACAAUACAUUGGACGAAAGCAAAAUGCAUGUAGAAAACAUGUCAGAAAAAGGAAAUGAUCAACACACAAAAACACGGAAAGAAAAGUGUCAUUCUUGUGUGAACAAUACAUUUGACGAAAGCAAAAUGCAUGUAGAAAACAUGUCGAAAAAAGCAAAUGAGAAGCAAACAAAAACACGGAAAGAAAAGUGUCAUUCUUUUGUGAACAAUACAUUUGACGAAAGCAAAAUGCAUGUAGAAAACAUGUCAGAAAAAGGAAAUGAUAAAGAAACGAAAACACGGAAAGAAAAGAUAUGA
Molecule: messenger RNA, 1176 nt
Organism: Ruditapes philippinarum (Manila clam)
Lineage: Eukaryota; Metazoa; Mollusca; Bivalvia; Venerida; Veneridae
Product: nuclear speckle splicing regulatory protein 1-like
Exons: 13
Coding region: 1-1176 (391 amino acids)
Source: RefSeq, a predicted model, not a curated record